AAUACUCUGAUUUUCCUCAUUUUUUUUAAAUUCAAUUUGAACACCUUAACAGGGAAUAUGGAGGUUUUUAAAACAUCAGUGGUUUUAGAUGGAUUAGGACGUUAAACCGUCGUGUCUUGUGUGAUUUUUUUAACGUUAUUUCAUCGCUUAACCGUUGACAUGCAGCCGUUGGGCGCCAUUUGUCGUUUUUUCUGUGUUUCCUGCCGUCGUCGUCUCGCAGACAGACAUCUUUUUACACAGAUAAGACACAUCCACCCAGGAACGGGACUAUUUUGUGAGACUCAGUCGAGGUCAGUGAUGCUUCAACAUCAGGACCAGCCUCUGAACUCGGCCUACGGAGGGCACGGAGGCUCCAACAAUGGCUCCUCUUCCUCGCUGAGAAACAGGAAGGGCGACAAAGACGGCAACUUCAACUUCCUGCCUGGCAAAGGGGAUGAUGGCUACACAGGCAGCGGAGGAGGAGGAGGAGAUGAGAAUCGAAACCAGGUGCGCCCACGCAACUUAGGUCCGCUGGGUCGCGACCCUCCAAACUCCUCGCCGUCUUCUGGGUAUCACCACGGCUCAGGGCUUCUGUCUCCACGCUCCCGUCUGCCCUGCUGGAGCCCGCUGGAGCCCCUACCUGAAAUAGAGUGCGGGGACGAUGGUUACGGCCGAGUGCCUCCUGACGGAGCGGAGGAAGGUAGGAUGGAAGAAGAGGUGAGGAGGGUGAUGAUGAGCCAGAAUGAGGAGAAACAGAGACAGAAGAGGGAGCAGCAGAGGAGGAAAAGCAGCCUCAUGGAAGACGAUGAAGAAUGGGGAGACAGCGAAUCCGAUUCUGAGCUUAGCUACCGGUCUGGUGGCAGCAUGUCCUCUCUCAACCUGGACAGUACGGGCGAAGGGAUGCUCAUGGGAGGCUGGGACCGCAUCGGAGUCGGGGAACCCAAAUCCAACCACCAGGAGGAUGGAAACAGCAACAGAGAUCCAGCUGUGCGACAGAGAAGCUUCAGUCGCAAGUCGCUGACAGGAAGAAACCUGGGAAACCUCCUGGAGGAAGGAGCAGAAGAGCAAGAUGGAAACGACGGCUCCUCAGACUCCGACGCCGACCUGCCAGAGCUGAUGGACGCCGUGUGGACGCUGCGAGAUCGUGAACGUUUCAAGGCCCAGGAGAUGGAGAAGCACCAGGUGCAGCUGACCAUGUACCGCCGCCUGGCGCUGAUCCGCUGGGUCCGCACCCUGCAGAGCCGCAUCCAGGAGCAGCAGAACCGCCUGCAGUCCAGCUUCGACAUCAUCCUCACUCAAAGGAAGGAACUGCUGCGCAUGGGCGCCGCCAACGCCGUGGCCAAUGCUGCGCCUGCUGCUGCUGUCAGCCAAUCAUAAAGAGAGGGCAGAGGGAGGGGAGGAACUGAAACAGGAAGUGGUUAAAAACAGCAUUUUGGUUCUGUUUGCUUCUAUCCUGAAGACCCCUGAAAACAAAAAGACAAUCGCCAGUUUCCAUCAUCCUGUCAUGUUUCUGAUUGUAAUGACGCAAAAAAAACCUUGUGUUUAUGUUGAUUUUCUUUUAUGGUGUCCCAUCCAGAGCAUCAAUAAACAUCAACUGAAGACUACACCUCCACCAAAAUGUAUGAUUUAUGAUUUAUGA
Acanthopagrus latus (yellowfin seabream) is the source of this 1618-nucleotide messenger RNA. Its product is annotated as UPF0500 protein C1orf216 homolog. Bases 160 to 1356 code for a protein of 398 amino acids. The record is from RefSeq and is a predicted model, not a curated record. The transcript is spliced from 2 exons. NCBI's taxonomy places the organism in Eukaryota, Metazoa, Chordata, Actinopteri, Spariformes, Sparidae.